Messenger RNA from Symbiodinium natans, 4371 nucleotides. The record is from the annotation of a GenBank genome assembly. Lineage: Eukaryota; Dinophyceae; Suessiales; Symbiodiniaceae.
AUGGCGGGUUGCGUCCCUGACUUUUGUCUCACUGGUCAGACUUCGGCAUUUCAGGCCGAGCUUUUCGCUCAGUUUAUCGCGGCUUUGAUUGGGGUAGGUUGCGAUUGUGAGUGCGUUCAUGUCCUGUACGACGCUCGCUCGGCUUCUGGGAUCGCAGUAGGGGACUGUCAAGAUGUGUCACAGCUGGCCAUUGUUGAGCCUUUGAUUUCGGCAUGGACGCUUGUGCGCAGCCAGGGCAAAUGUGUUCUUCAGGAGCAUGUUAAAUCACACUCAGGUUGUCCUGGGAAUGAACUUGCUGAUAGCCUUGCGAGCUUUGCUGCUGAAACACGUUGUGGACUGCAUGCCCCGCCAGACUCACUCAUACAUGAUAUGCUUGCCGAGAAGGUGCUUGAUUGGAUGUGGAUGUUUGCUGAAGGGGAUGCUAACUGGCAGCUUCCAAAAGUUGGCGUUGACGGCGAUGCACUUGGCGAACCCAUCUGCGCUGGACGAUAUGCUCCAAAACAAAGUCCUCUUGAAAUGCGCAAUUUUGGCGAACCAAUUGCAACGACGCAGAGCCAGCAUGCAUUGGUGCUUGACCUUCGGGUGAUUUCAUACAACACCUUAUCCCUCGCCAGCAAGGGUCAAAAUGCGGCGUUGUCUAGUGAGAUGCGUAGACUUAAGGCCCAUGUGAUUGGCUUGCAGGAGUGUAGGGAGACAGUUGACAGCAUCAGAUUCCAAGAUGACAUUUGCAAAAUUGCUGGCCCGGUUGUUGAAGGAAGGCUUGGCUGUCAGGCUUGGAUAGACUGCAGUAGACCCAUUGCUUGGCAUGCUGAUGGGGCGGCCAUUUGUUGGGACAGGUCGGCUUUUCGUGUGUUGCACGCGGAUGAGCGGAUACUGGUUGUUGGGGCACAGGCGCUUGGACAGCGCUUUGCCGUCGUUGUUGCGCACGCUUGCACUAGUGUUGCCCCCAGGGCUGAGCGCGAUGCCUUCUGGGACAGGCUGUCGGUUGUUGUUGGUGCAGUUCCCAGGGGGUACAUCCCAUUGUGGUGCAUAGAUGCAAACGCUCGUUUUGAGCUUGGGACGCAAGAACCAGCACAUCAUUGCAGCAACGCUGAACGAUUCUCCGAUAUCCUCGCUCGGUUUGAUCUUGGGUUCUCAGGAAAUGUUCACCGAAGCGGUCAACCCAUCGUGUCUUGGAUUCAUCCUGGGAAUGGCUGUCAGACAUCAUGCUUGGAUUACCUCGCCUUUCCUUCGGUUUGGGGGCCUGGCACGCGCGUUGUUGAAGAGCUUGAUCUGCUUGACGUACAUGCUGGACAUAAUCACUUCCCUGUAGCGGUUGACAUUUGUGCAGUUCUUACGUUUGGGAAGGGAGCCAGGUCAGCUGUCAUUGAUGUUGAACUGUUGUCUGCGCCCGAAGGACGCGACAAAGCUGAGCAAAUCAUCACAAAUGCUCCCCAGAUACCAUGGCACGUUGACGUCAACCAGCAUCUUGAAUGCCUGAACGAGUACUUGUUUAAUUCCUUUGCUAGGGCUUUUCCUAGGAGCAGAAGGCCGCGCAAUCCUGUUUUGUCUGAUGCUUCUUGGGCCCUCAUCUCUGAGAAGAGACAAGCGCGGCGGCUCAUCAUCAGAAUCAAGAGCCUACACAGUAGGAGCGUCCUCGACUGGGUCUUUCAGGCGUGGAAGAGGGGUAGGAUAACGCGUCGGAUGCAGCAUCGGCAUCGAAGUCGCCUUGUCCGGUUGUCUUUACAACAGGCGUGUGCUGUGAACACUCUCCGCGCCCUUGGAAUAUCCCUACGCCGUGCCGUCAAGGAAGACGAAGCUGUUUUUACAAGGAACAUGUUCGAGCAAGCUCGGCGUGAAGGCUCAGCGGCGUUGGCAGGGCUGCUGCGAGCGGUUCUGCGGACGGGGAGGCGCUACAAGGCGCAUAGGUUGUCGCCUUGCUUGAGAAUUGGCAAUCGGGUUGUCGAUGAUCCGCAGGAGGUGAGACACGAGCUUGGAAGACAUUUUGCGAGAGCUGAGCAUGCGCGUGAGGUUCCUUUCGGUGAGGUCCAAGUUGAUGACAAGCAUGAUGCAGCAAGCGGGCGAGGCAGCAUUGCUGUUGAGGGCAUGCCUGCUGUUGCUCAGACUGCCCUUGCUUUCGCCAGCAUGAAAAAGAGACGAGCGCCAGGCUUAUCUGGACUUCCUGCCGACGUGUUUCAGUGUUGCCCUGUUGCGUCGGCGCGUCUUCACGCGCCAGUAUUUCUGAAAAUGCUUUCGCGUGAUCAGGCGCCCGUCAUUUGGAGUGGAUCUCUCAUCGCCCCCGUACCCAAACCUGGAAAGCCGCUUUGCGAGCUGCAGGGGUUUCGCAGUGUUGCCCUUCAGGAGGCGCCUAUGAAGGCCUUUGCAAAAGCCAUACGCCAGGACGUUAUCAACGCUGUAGAGAAGGCCGCGCCUGACGGGCUCUCUGGAGGAAGAAGGGGCCAUCCCACUGCCACCACGUCUAUUGCUGUCCAGGCACACCUAGCCAAGUUGCAGAGAUGUCACCUGUCAGGAGGCAUUUUGUUUCUAGACGGCGUUAGCGCCUUCUACUCCGUCAACCGACAGCUGCUGUUCCCUGCGCAAGACAGCGGUGAGUUGCACUCAUGGGUUGACAGUUUGCAGGUAGAUGCUGGUUUAAAGGCACAAAUGCGGCACUGUUGCAUGGACCCACGCUUUUGGAACGGCUUGAAGUUGCUGAGUCGAUCAGGGCGUUGCUUGCUUCUACCUUUGCCAGGACGGUCCCCGUUGGCUGACGCGCUGUUUCAGGUUGCUAUGAUUUUUGCUGUUGACCACAUGAUCAAAUCCCUGGAAAACGCAGGACUGCGUGCUACCGUACGUGUUGAAGGGGUUGCAGAGGAUUUAUCUGCGCCUGUCCCAACUUGGCUCGACGAUGUUGCAGUUUUAGUUGAAAGUGCGGGCGCGCAUCAACUUGCGGAUGACGUCGCAAAAGCUGCUGCGAUCGCACAUGCAAGUAUGCAGCUCAUUGGAGUUGCCCUCAACUUCCUCCCUGGCAAAACCGAAGCCUUGCUGCAUUUUGCUGGGGUUGGAGCCAAGUCUGCGCGACAUCAGACGCUGAUAGAACAUGGAGCGGAGAUUGAGGUGCAGCUUGAGCGUGAAACUGUGCGCUUGCGAUGUGUUAAUCACUACGUUCAUGUUGGAACCGUUGCCAGCUUGAAGAGCAACCAUGCUGAUGACAUCUCUCGUAGAAGAAGGCUAACAGAGGCAGUUUUUCAGCCCUUGAGGCGCCGAUUGCUUUUCAGCCCUCACCUUAGCCGAGACGAAAAAACGAGGCUCAUACAGACCAUGAUACUCAACAAGUUCUGUCACGGAGCUGGCGUGUGGCGACUUGGGACGCGGUCUGCCUUUUCCGCGUACCGUUCUGCAUACAUGUCUUUUGUUCGACGCUCGGUUCGACCAGUCACCGGCUGUUCGAGCAAGUUCCUCUCCGAUGAACAGUGCUGCGCCUUAGUUAGAGUGCUUGCACCCGUCGAGGCGUUGCGAGCUCAAGUUGCGCUUGAUCAUGUGAAUGAGGUCACUAAGAGCAAGUGGUUGAGUGGUCUUCCCAAAGAAAAGGCCAAAAGAUGUGAAUGGUUUGCAGAACAGGCGGCUUGUCGUGUUGACCAUGACGAUUACAAGAACAUCUUGCGCAUGUAUUGCAAGAAAUGCGUUGCAGUUGGCCAAGCCAUCGCCCAGGAAGCAUACCUUAAGGCUGGGGUCAUCCAAAGCCUUGAUGAAGGGGAGCCACUUGUCAGGACUGUAGAGUGCGAUGUUUGUGGUGAAAACUUCAGUGGGCAUGCAGCUGUUGCUGCUCAUAAAGCCAAGUCGCACACAGUCUUUGCUCGGGCGACCAGGGCAGUGACGGGCGCCAAAUGUGAAGUUUGUUGCAAAGAGUUCUGGGUUCGGGCCAGGUUGCGGCAGCAUUUCAGUCACUCGCGAUCUUGCAUGCUUGCUCAUCUUGAGUCGGACCUCCCGCCUUAUGCACCCAGCACUGUCGAAGUUGAUGUUGGGCUCCCGGUUGCAAAGCUGCCUGGUCCACAACCGUGGUGGGCCACACUCCGGCCUGACAUUCCCCAGCAUGAGGCUCCAGUUGCUCCAGCUACCCGAAGCUUGUCCGAGAGACUGUGCGCUGUCAACUCCGUAGCUGAUGCUCAGGGCGUCCUUGCUUGGUGGCAGAGAUACAGUGAUACACUCAACGACUCAGAAAUCCAGGAUUGCUUCGAGAGCAUAAGUCUGAAGUGUCUCCAGGGACUCAGGCUUGCUACUCUGAAGGUCGUCGAGUUCUUGAUUUUGCCGGAGGCAGAUCUUGGAGCUUGGCGAGCCAUAUGCCCCGCGUCGCGAUGCUCUGCGCCAAUGAUGGGGCCUUUGCCGCGCUGA